AUGGAAAGAAGAGAAGAAAGAAGAUCCGGGGUUCCGGCUCGGCUCCAUGCCCGCCCCCUCGCUCAUUCCGAGCAUAUACCCAAUUUUGGGUUGGUUAUAAGACCUGCCUUCGGGUUCAGGCGGCCCGUAAGUCCGGCCUUCGGGUUACGGCAAAAUGUAAGACCUGCCUUCGGGUACAGGCAAGCGAUAAGACCUGCCUUCGGGUUCAGGCUGCAUGUAAGCCCUGCCUCCGGGUUCAGGCCGCCCCUAAGACCUGCCUUCGGGUACAGGCUGGAUGAAAGACCUGCCUACGGGUACAGGCACCCAUUCCCCAGCUCCCAUGGGGGAGCCCUUAGGGGAACCUCUGGCAAAUUUUUUUUUACGACUGAAAAACUUUGCAUUUUUUCGCGACUUUUUGUGAUGUCUUUCGCGAAUUUUUCUUUCAUAAUACUAAUUGUUAUUUUUUUUCAGAAAACAACAAUGGAAAGAGAAGAUAGAAGAUCCGGGGUUCCGGCUCGGCUCCAUGCCCGCCCCCAGAGAAGAUCCGGGGUUCCGGCUCGGCUCCAUGCCCGCCCCCACAGAAGAUCCGGGGUUCCGGCUCGGCUCCAUGCCCGCCCCCACGCUCAUGCCGAGCAUAUACCCAAGUUUGGGUUGGCUGUAAGACCUGCCUGCGGGUACAGGCGGCCCGUAAGUCCUGCCUGCGGGUACAGGCGGCCCGUAAGUCCUGCCUUCGGGUAUAGGCAGGAUGAAAGACCUGCCUGCGGGUACAGGCAGAGAUUCCCCAGCUCCCAUGGGGGAGCCCUUAAGGGAACCUCUGCCAAAAAAUUUUUUAGGACUAAAAAUCUUAGAAUUUUUUCUGACUCUGAACCUGAAAAGGUUCAUCUAAAUCAAAAAAACGACUUUGGCCUUGAGAAACGUCAUGGCUGCAGUCCACCUUCUGUUGAUGAAUUAGCCAUGAUUUGGCUAAAUUCAUUGGUUUUAGACAACCAAAAUCACUCUUCGGGGACACUUGAAAUGCCUGACCACCAUGGUGGCGGUAGCAGGAAAACCCCGACCCAAAGUAAUCCUGUCGAUAAUCCAGGCCGCAAACCUCGAAAAAGUUCUAAAAAGCGGGGUUUCGCUUCACGGUCUCACCGAUCACAAGUGA
This is a messenger RNA of Bursaphelenchus xylophilus (pine wood nematode), 1126 nucleotides long. The record is from the annotation of a GenBank genome assembly. NCBI's taxonomy places the organism in Eukaryota, Metazoa, Nematoda, Chromadorea, Rhabditida, Aphelenchoididae.